Molecule: messenger RNA, 2013 nt
Organism: Phragmites australis (common reed)
Lineage: Eukaryota; Viridiplantae; Streptophyta; Magnoliopsida; Poales; Poaceae
Product: UDP-glucose 6-dehydrogenase 5-like
Exons: 1
Coding region: 610-2013 (467 amino acids)
Biological process (GO): glycosaminoglycan biosynthetic process
Cellular component (GO): nucleus; cytosol
Molecular function (GO): UDP-glucose 6-dehydrogenase activity; NAD binding
Source: RefSeq, a predicted model, not a curated record
UCAACCUCUAGACGUGUUAGGCUGGCACAGACCCUGAAAACCUUUCAGAUUAAUGGGGGUUUGGGAGGAUGGUUGCUCGUGUGCAGUUUUUUGGUUGUUCUGCUACUGCUGCUAGACCAGCUCAUGCUGUUCCUUUAUCCUCUGCUUUCUCAUCAGUCAUGACAGGAUCAAGUUAGUGAAGUGGAAUCUGGGAAAGGGUGGAAUCGGCUACUUCUGGUAAAAUCUUUUGUUUUGUGAUUCGGUUUAUGGUGUAUGAGUUGUAAGCACCUCUACUCCUUUUAUAGUCCUCCCUCUCACUCAAGAUCUUAGUUCUUCACAUUCCUGAACUGGUAAUCUCCCUUGACUCAGUGCAGUGCAGAUUUUGCAGUUACUGGUUUUGUCCUGAGGAAAAGAUCAUCUUGAUACAGUUACCUUUGUAAUGUAGUUCAUGUUCAAGAUUGAACACCAUCUUGAUGCUACUGCACUUAUGCGAAUUCAUUCAUGACCUUGAGCAGCUGUCCUACUUUGGUCUUCACUUCUGAAUCUUUCAGGUUUCAGCUAAUUUCUUGAGGUGCACACACACAGUGAGUGAGCAGAGUAAAAGACAAGUGCAUAUACAGACAGACCACCAUGGUGAAGAUCUGUUGCAUCGGCGCCGGCUACGUCGGCGGCCCGACGAUGGCUGUCAUCGCGCUCAAGUGCCCGGCCAUCGAGGUCGCCGUCGUCGACGUCUCCCCGCUGCGCAUCGACGCAUGGAACAGCGACCGACUCCCCGUCUUCGAGCCGGGCCUCGAUGCGGUGGUCAAGGCCUGCCGCGGCCGGAACCUCUCCUUCAGCGCCGACGUCGACCGCCACGUCGCCGACGCGGACAUCGUGUUCGUGUCCGUCAACACGCCCACCAAGACCCGCGGCCUCGGCGCCGGCAAGGCCGCUGACCUCACUUACUGGGAGAGCGCGGCGCGUGCGAUCGCUGACGCGUCCCGCUCCGACAAGGUCGUCGUCGAGAAGUCCACCGUCCCUGUCAAGACCGCCGAGGCCAUGGAGAGGAUCCUCGCGCACAGCGGCAGCGACGUUGCGUUCCAGGUCCUCUCCAACCCGGAGUUCUUCGCCGAGGGCUCCGCCGUGCAGAACCUGCUCUGCCCCGACCGCGUGCUCAUCGGUGGCUGGGACACCGCCGAGGGCAGAAACGCCGUGCGGGCGCUCAUGGAUGUGUACGCGCACUGGGUCCCCGAGGACCGGAUCGUCACCACGAGCCUCUCGUCGGCGGAGCUGUCCAAGCUCGCCGCGAACGCGUUCCUGGCGCAGAGGGUCUCGUCGGUGAACGCCAUCUCGGCGCUGUGCGAGGUCACCGGCGCCGAUGCGUUGGAGGUGGCGCGCUCUGUCGGCACGGACCACCGCGUCGGGGACAGUUUCCUGAACGCCGGCGUGGGUUUCGGCGGCUCGAGCUUCCAGAAAGAUGUCCUGAGCCUGGUGUACGCCUGCGAGUGUAACGGCCUCCCGGAGGCGGCCGGCUACUGGCAGCAGGUGGUGGCCAUGAACGAGUACCAGAAGAGCCGGUUCGUGCGCCGCGUGGUGUCGUCCAUGUUCAACACAGUGGCCGGCAAGAAGGUGGCCGUGCUGGGGUUCGCGUUCAAGAAGGGCGUCUGCGACACGAGGGAGUCGCCGGCGAUCGACGUGUGCCGGGGCCUGCUCGGCGACAGGGCCCACGUCAGCGUGUACGACCCACUGGUGAGCGAGAAGCAGAUACGGAGGGACACGGCGGCGGCGCCGGCGGCGAAGGUGGAGCAGGUGCGCGUGGCGAGGGACGCGUACGAGGCCGCCGAGGGCGCGCACGGGCUCUGCGUGCUGACAGAGUGGGACGAGUUCAGGACGCUGGACUACCGGCGAAUAUUUGACGGCAUGCAGAAGCCGGCGUUCGUCUUCGACGGCCGCAACGUCGUCGAUGUGGGAAAGCUUAGGGAGAUCGGCUUCGUCGUCUACUCCGUCGGCAAGCCGUUAGACGCCUGGCUCGAGGUCUUGCCAGCGGUGGCGUAG